Molecule: messenger RNA, 1287 nt
Organism: Sclerotinia trifoliorum
Lineage: Eukaryota; Fungi; Ascomycota; Leotiomycetes; Helotiales; Sclerotiniaceae
Source: the annotation of a GenBank genome assembly
CCACAAUAGCUCGAAGCUUCAAGAUAAUUUAUUUGUAAGGUUAUCUAGGAUUUAUAGCAUUUACAUUUUUCACUUCUUAUAUCUUCAUUCUCAUCGUUAACUGCAUCUCGACAACGAUACACACUUUCCACCAAGGCCUUGUUCUUUCAUGUAUUGAUGUCCUAUUCGGUACCCGUCUUGCCCCUUUUUCAAUACAUCCAGGCUUUCCAUCUCAAAAUCAUCUCCCCCCUCUCUCCCAUCUCAAAGCAACCCACCUCCCAUCAAACCAAAGAUGUCCCCUUCAAUAAGACCCUUAUGUCUGUUUAGUUUACCCUCAUCCUUGCGACCACUUCUCGCCGCACGACUUUAUGCAACACAUACCGGCUUAGGCACCACAAAUACUUCGUCGCAACCAAAAAGGAAAGCCGUUACAACCUUCAAUGAUGAUGGCAGAGUUCCGUGGCGCGAUUUGUCGGGACGGGAAAAGGUUGCCAGAACUACUCAACAGACUUUCAAUCUUGGUACCGUCCUCCUCGGCACAGUAUUAACUGUAUGUUGAUCACCAUGUUUCCAUACCCUUCCCUUCUAACGUUUAAUACAGGGUGGUGUCAUCUAUCUUCUUUACACUGAAGUGUUUGCCCCCGAAAGUAAAAUCAACCAAUUCAAUAGAGCAGCCGAUCAAGUCAAGAGGGAUCCACGGUGCAUAGAAGUAUUAGGUAAUGGAAAGAAGAUAAGGGCAUAUGGCGAGCCAACGUCUAGCAAGUGGGCCAGAGCUGGGCCUAUUGCGUAUGUAUUCUUGACUACAUUUGUGUUGCCAUUGUACUGAGUUACAUACAGUUCCAACAUUACGAAGGAUCGUCGAGGAGUGGAACACCUGGUUAUGCAUUUUAAUGUCGAGGGUCCACUGAAUCAAGGUGUGGUGAACCUACACAUGAUCAAGCCACCAUCGGAGAGCGAAUUUGUAUACAAAUACUUAUUCUUGGAUGUGAAAGGGCAUCAGAGGAUAUACCUUGAGAAUGCGGAUGCAACGAAUGGGCCUGGGAAGAAUAAGAGCAGAUUUUUAGGGAUAACUUGGCGAUGAUACGAGGGGAAGAAGCGGCUUUUUGUUGCGGUGGCUGAAAGAGACAUCUGAAUGACGAAUUGGAUCAAGAUGAAUGGAAACCUUCUAGCGGUGAAACGGUGAUUGAUUAUAAAUCACCUCAUUGUUUUAAAAAGAGCUGAACACCCGAAUGUCUGAAAUAAAGCGCUGUGCAUUCAAAAUCAAGUUUUGUUUGGCUUAUGCUGAUUUGGCAUGCGUUGAUUCGGGCA